AUUGGCAUAUUAGCAAUUUGGGCAGUUUGAUUUCAUCCUUAUUGUCGACUUUUAUUGUCGGGGAGUCCUCAAUUAAGGAAGCAAAUAAAUGUUUGCAAUUGCCCAUAAGAACAGGAAAAGAAAAAAAAAAGUCAUUUCAGAAGAAUUAUUUCGCAAGAUUCAAAACCCCAUAUUCUUAGUUUCUUUCACGCAACGAAUAACCCCUUCACUCAUCAUCCCCAUCAAAAUUCUAAAACAUUCUGUUUUACAGAUCUCUAUCGUUGUCAUCACCUCAACAAGAAGAAAGCAAGCUUGCAGUGAAAUAGCGAAAAUCCCCUAUUACCCUCCUGGUUUUCUUUUUGUUGCACCGGCUGCUCGGUUUCCCGCAUUCAAGACUAUAAUUUACAAAACGGAAGGAAAAUUGCAUUGUGGGUAUUGAAGCGUUCGCGAAGUUCAAUUGUGGGUUAUAAAGAAUUCGAAGCCUUUGUGUUUGUUGGGGGUUGGAAUUACGAAGAGCCCCGAGGUGGGUUGUUUGCGAAUAUUCAUUUCGAGGAUCUCUGAUUCUUUUCAGCGGCACCAAUUCGAUCUUUUUCCAUGAUCUUGUGUCAAUCAAUUUGUGAGUUCUUUGAUUUGAAGUGACAGUUCUGUGGCAUUUAAUUUUGAAUCUCGGAGGUUAUGGGUGGAGUAUCCGUGUGGUAAUGCAGUAAAGUUUUCUGGGAAGCUAUUUGGGAAAUUGAAAUUGGAUAGAUUUCGGGUUAGGAGAGCUAUUUGUGUUAAUUCCCAGCUAGCUUUUCUGUUCUCCAUGCCUUUUGCGUAGCUUUAAUUUGUGUAUCGCUAUGUCGGGGGGAACACCCGUCGCGGGUGGUUAUAUGAGGCAGAGGCAUAGCCAGGGGUAUGCUUCUAGUGGUGAUGAUAUUGAGGAUGAUGCAUGUUCGAGGUUUCAAACUAUGGCGUUUCAUUCUACAAAGAUUCGGACGUGGAUUGGAGUUAUAGAGAAUGUCCUUUGGCUUGCUUCUGCUGCUUUCAUUGUAUACUAUGGUGAUAGGCACUCCAAUUUGAUAUAUCUCUUGUGGCAUGAUGACCGAAUAAGAAGACCUCCUUUUUACCUCGGGAUGGUGGGGAUCGGUUUGAAUGUCGUCAUCUUCAUUUACACAAGUAUGUCAGCUUGGAGCAUUAGAAGGUUUGAUGAAAAAUGGGAACUAGCAAGCUUAUCAGUUUUACCAAUUGUCACACUUCUCGGGCUUAUCUCCUUUUUCUUGUUGUCAUUUGCUGUCUGGCCAAUAUGGGGUUUCCUGACUAUUCCUCUUCUGUUCACUUUGUUCAUGGCAUGCAUGGUUGUAUUUCCCAAUAUAAUGAUCGGGAAAUUCAGGCAUCAGAGUGAUGUGCUCCGUACAGAUUAAACAUUUGCUUGAUCGAGGUGAUGCAUAGAUGAAAAGAUUGAUUUUGAAGUACAGAUGAUUGGUUGGACUGGCUUGAGAUAAAAGAAGAUUCUGAUGUGGGCAAUUUACCAUAAACCAACUGCCUUCUCUUCAGUCAACUCAAAUUCCGACCUUGCCAGAAUGAUGCACAGUAAUGGUACAUUUGGAAUUCGUUAUUUUGAUACAACCACAACCGUAGCACCAUUCUUCUAUCGUUACAUCUUCUGUUAGCAAAGGUCCAUUUCCUUUGUUACGUAGUUUAGUUGCCUCAUUUUUUCAUUGGAAAGUAGGUGUGUGGCGUGCCCUAUUAUUCGUGUACGUGAUUCAUUCGAUUUUAGCAUCUUCUUUGGCUAUAAUUUGUUUAUGUUUGGUAGGACUGUAAAGUUUUUUGGAACUACUGUUCAGUGAAGUUACUUGAAUGAAUGAUCUCUUGGGCAUUUUUCUUGCUUA
Momordica charantia (bitter melon) is the source of this 1847-nucleotide messenger RNA. Its product is annotated as testis- and ovary-specific PAZ domain protein. NCBI's taxonomy places the organism in Eukaryota, Viridiplantae, Streptophyta, Magnoliopsida, Cucurbitales, Cucurbitaceae. The record is from RefSeq and is a predicted model, not a curated record.